GUGCGCUCUUCGCAUCUCAUCGUCUCGUUUCCUUCUCGGCAUCUCGCAAAGCAAGCAAAGCCAUGCGAGUCCUCGCCCCCUUCGCGCUCCUCGCGCUCGCCGCCGCUGCCCCCGUCCCCGUGCCGGACGACACGAUCUUCUCGCAUAACAACGCCGUGCGCUGCCGCACGGCGGCGACGCACGCCGCGCCCCCCGUCCGCCUGUACAAUGCCGGCGACUAUAUCGUGCUCACCUGCCAGACACUCAACGGGUACUGGCUCACGGCGGACGGGUGCUAUGUCGACAACCAGGCGCUGCACCCCGUCAACGCACAGUAUCAUCCCCACGGGCCGGGGGCGGGGCGCAAGCGCCGCAUUUGUCCAGAGACGCAGUAGGGAAGGGAGAAACCGGCCGAAUUAUGUAGCGUUGUACAUGGACACUCUCUUAGUUGUG
Molecule: messenger RNA, 432 nt
Organism: Cutaneotrichosporon oleaginosum
Lineage: Eukaryota; Fungi; Basidiomycota; Tremellomycetes; Trichosporonales; Trichosporonaceae
Source: RefSeq, a predicted model, not a curated record